AUGACCAGCGUGGCCCUUGCCGCUCUCCCUCACGUGCUCUCAAUGAUCUCAUCGUUCCUUGACGCUACAGGCGAGAUGACUCUGUCGGAAGCCUGCAUGGACCACAUUUGGGCAAGUAGCUGCGUCACGGCGGCCGAGCGGACCCCCGGCUGGUCGCGCUUCAACUGGCUGCGCUCGGACUCGAUCGACGCCCAGUGGCAAUUCGAGUUGUCAAUGGAUAAAGCAGCCGCAUACGAGUAUUGGGACGUCGUUCGGUGGCUCCUUAACCACUUCCAGGACUUCCGCGUAACGCAGGUCGCUGUGGAGGAAGUCAUUCGGGCCAAUCAGUUUGAGCUGUUGAAAGAGAUGCUGGGCCGCAACCGAAUCGAUUCCGAAGGCGAGAGGAUCACGCUAGGACGCGGAAUCAAUUGGACGUGUGAAGACAUGCAAGACUGUGAUGAGGAGGUCGCCCACUGGCUGUUUGCCACCACCCCUAUCGCUAGCGUCGCUGGCCAACUGAGCUCGUUGGUGUCUUUUUGUCAGCGUGAAGCGGAUAUCACGCGAGCGGAGUGGUUCAUCAAGAGAGGCUGCCCGUACAGGGCAGCAGAUGCGGUGUGUAGUGACCCAGACGUAACUUGCUGGAUGUUUGCAAGAGGUGGAGUGGGGGAGGGCGACGUCGCCAGAGCGUUGCAGUCAAUGGCAGGAGCUGGUCGCCUGGGCAUAGUACAGUGGAUUCUGAGCAAAUACCCUCCGAGCAGCACCCGGGGCUGGCAACAAUGCGGGGCAGAUGCGUUUUGGUCUGCGUGUCAGUCGAAUUGUUUGCCUGUUGUGAAAUAUUUCUUGGAACAUGGACCGAGUCAACCGUGCUUGGACCUAUACCCGAAUGCCAUGUCUGAAGCUGCUGUCCGAGGGCAUCUAGACUUGGCAAACUACCUUCACUCACAAGGUUUCACUGCAAUGGAUGGUUCCAUAUUUCGUCGUGCAGCAGUAGCCGGGUGCCUGGAGGUUGUUCAGUGGCUUUGCUGUCAGUUUGGAGCGAGUUUCUCGCUAUUAGAUAGUUAG
Messenger RNA from Phytophthora sojae, 1041 nucleotides. RefSeq lists its product as hypothetical. Bases 1 to 1041 code for a protein of 346 amino acids. NCBI's taxonomy places the organism in Eukaryota, Oomycota, Peronosporomycetes, Peronosporales, Peronosporaceae. The transcript has a single exon. The record is from RefSeq and is a predicted model, not a curated record.